Messenger RNA from Striga hermonthica, 1254 nucleotides. The record is from the annotation of a GenBank genome assembly. Lineage: Eukaryota; Viridiplantae; Streptophyta; Magnoliopsida; Lamiales; Orobanchaceae.
AUGGCUGCUAGGAAGCGAGCUCCGGCAACGGAGACCUCAAAGCCCGAACCGGAAAAGCCCAAGCCCGAAACCCAUCAAACAGACUCCCCUAUUCGGCCCGCUAAACUCUUCACAAUCACGAAAAUCUUCCUCAUUUUCGCGAUCCCCUAUUUUUUCUUGCUUUUUUGGUACGAAAUUGAGCACGAGCUCAAAAAAUCGAUCUUGAUCAAUUCGGUCGCGAGCAUUAUAGGGUUUUUCGUAACGGUGAGCUUGAUCCCAGUGGCGUCCAAGUAUGUGCUGAGAAGGAACUUGUUUGGGUUUGAUAUAAACAAGAAAGGUACCCCUGAUGGAUCCAUCAAAGUGCCUGAGUCAUUGGGAAUUGUAGUUGGGAUAGUGUUUCUGGUUGUGACGAUUUUGUUCCAGUAUUUCAACUUCACUGCAGACUCGAAUUGGCUCGUUGAGUACAAUGCUGCACUGGCAUCAAUUUGCUUCAUGAUUCUCCUUGGGUUUGUUGAUGAUGUCCUUGAUGUACCUUGGAGAGUAAAACUAGUAUUGCCAUCUGUAGCUGCCCUUCCACUGUUGAUGGCUUAUGCGGGGCAUACAACUAUAAUUAUUCCAAAGCCUCUCGCUCCAUAUGUUGGAUUGGAGAUUUUAGAUUUAGGGUGGAUAUACAAGCUCUAUAUGGGGCUCUUGGCUGUAUUUUGCACUAACUCAAUCAACAUUCACGCUGGUAUCAAUGGCCUCGAAGUUGGACAGACUGUUGUUAUUGCUUGUGCUAUAUUAAUACACAACAUAAUGCAAAUUGGAGCAUCUACUGAUCCAGAAUACAAGCAAGCACAUGCGUUCUCCAUUUACCUUACUCAGCCCUUGCUGGCCACUUCUUUAGCCUUGCUUUCUUACAACUGGUAUCCAUCUUCAGUGUUUGUUGGUGAUACUUACACUUACUUUGCUGGGAUGACAAUGGCAGUGGCUGGCAUUUUAGGCCAUUUCAGUGAAACACUUUUGAUAUUCUUCGCGCCACAAGUCCUCAACUUCCUCCUCUCACUUCCUCAGCUGGCUGGUAUUGUACCUUGUCCACGUCACCGACUCCCCAGGUUCGACCCCAAGUCUGGCCUAUUGACUGGGACGAACGAUGGGACUCUCGUGAACUUCUUUUUAAGACAGUUUGGUCGAAAAACAGAGAAGUCACUUUGUAUUCUGUUGCUUGUUUUCCAGGCUAUAUGCUGUGGGUUCUGUUUCUUUCUGAGGUGGCUACUCACAGGCUGGUACAAGUGA